AUGCGACCGAUCCUCCGAUCGACGAGGUGGCGAGAAGAGAGACCGGCUGAAACAAGGAAGAAUCGCUCGUUGUUGGUGGUUGGUGCUGAGUGUGCUGGUGGUAACGACUUAGAUUCUAGCCGGGUCGUGGUGAUGCCCGACCGUACCGGCAGUAGCUGCAGUCCCAGCGACCUUCAGCAGCCGCGAUCACCACGACGACGCGGUGCUACUACGACGUCCGGCGUCCCGAAGGACGUCGACGCCGAUCAGGAACUGCUGUUCCAGCGGGAAGAACCGGCUUACGUGGUACUCGAUGUUCAGCCAAGGCCAGGCUGCGCCGCCGCCGCCGCCUCCUCUCACAGGGGUCAAAGGCCAGCCAGAAGACGAACAGGCGGAAAUGCGAUUAGGAUAUUCCUCCUCGCCGCUGUCGCUGCCUUCCUCGCUAUUGCUGUUUCUCCGGUGUCCGGCACGACAAACAAGAAAGAGGAAGCGACGGCGGCGGUGGCCAAUGUUGGCGUCACAGAAGAGACUUCCGGUGUCCUGGCCACGAGACCCAGAACUGGCAGCGAUCCUGGAGGAGGUAUAGACCUGUUGGCAGCGUUACAGCUGCACAAUACGACCCGACAGGGUGUUACACAGGUGCCAGGCCUAGUUAGGUUAAAGCCAGCCUAUUAUCUUCAGGGCGAGGAGAGGGAGCUGCGACUGAACGAGGCGAGCUUCGAACGAGCGGCCACGCUACUCCGGCGGGUUCCGGAAUUCACUAUAGCAGCCGCUUUGCGACAAGAGGAGGCCAAUUCCGGGACGAUCGUCGCCUUUUCACAUGGGAACAAUAGAUAUUUGGAGCUGCAGAGCAGCGGUCGUAAAGACGAGCUUCGACUUCAUUACGUGUCCCGUCGUGACGGGACUGUCCACGUGGAGGCGUUUCCUUUCCGACUGGCCGACGGUGCCUGGCACAGGGUCGCCCUAAGCGUAAGCGGCUCGCAGGUCGAGCUGCUCGUCGACUGUCAUCCCUUGUACAGGCGGUUGCUCAGGCCUGGACCACCUGACACCAAUUUCACUCUGCCUCAACUUCAGCUCUGGGUAGGACAGAGAAACGUCAGGCACUUUCUCUUCAAGGGUGCUUUACAGGAUGUGAAGUUGAUACCCGGCCCUCAUGGCUACCUUUCACAGUGUCCCCAACUCGAUUCGUCCUGUCCCACCUGCGGUCAAUUUUCUAUACUACAAAACACAGUCGAGCAGCUGAUGCAUAACCUCAACGAACUAUCACGUAGGCUAGCCGCUGCAGAGGGCAGAAUAAGCAAAGUGGAGGAGUGCGAGUGCCAAAAAGCGUGCAGGGCUAACGGCACGGUUCACGAGGACGGCGCCACUUGGGAGAAGGGCUGUCAACAGUGUUCAUGCGUCCACGGCGAAAUAGAAUGCCGGCCAACGCCCUGUGCUGCUGUCACUUGCAAGAAUCCCGUCAUUCCUCAAGGACAAUGUUGUCCGAUCUGUUUGAAACAAUGUUACUUGCAUGGCGUGAUUUACGAUCACGGCGAGAAAGUCUCGCCGAAACAGUGCGUCGAGUGCGACUGUUUCGACGGCAGUUUCACUUGCCAGAGAUUUGACACGGAAACCAGAUGUCCGCCAUUGCCUUGUCCUCCUAGCGAACAGAUCAGCGUAGCCGAGGAAUGCUGCAAAUUCUGUCCAGGGGUGGACUACUGCGCGAAGGGCCACAAGUGUCACGCUAAUGCAUCCUGCCUGAACCUGCAGACAACGUACGCCUGCCACUGCGAUAUCGGUUUCCAAGGGGACGGUCAUAACUGUCACGACAUAGACGAGUGUAAACAACAAGGUGGCUCGGAAGGUCAUCACUGCAACGCUAACACAAAAUGCGUGAACGUGAUCGGCUCGUACACGUGCGAGUGUCUUCCGGGCUACCAUAGAGUGGACAAAUUCAACUGCGCCGAACUCGACGAGUGUGCGACUGGCCACCACGCGUGCGACGAACACGCGACCUGUGUGAACACCGCGGGCAGUUACUAUUGCAUCUGCAAGGAUGGCUACACUGGCGAUGGCUACACCUGCAAACCCGUCUGCAAUCAGACCUGUCAGAACGGCGGCGAGUGCGUGGCGCCAGGAAGAUGUUCCUGUCGUCGCGGUUACAUAGGCAACAGUUGCGAGCUCGACCUGGAUGAAUGCGCCAGCGAUCUCCAUCGCUGUCACCAGUCGUCCACUUGUUUCAAUAUGCCUGGAUGGUAUUACUGCCGUUGCAAGCCCGGAUACAGGAGCGCCCUUCACGACAGCACCCAGGGCACGCAGUGUCUCGACAUCGACGAGUGCAACGAUCAGACGAUCGAGAGGAGACACACGUGUCACCCCAGCGCCAAGUGCGUCAACACCGAGGGUGGAUACGAGUGCAUGUGUCCGCCUCAGGAGGACAAUCACACCGCCGAGGAGUGUAGAUUGAGUUGUUGGUUCGAGAGUCGAGAGGUUAAGAAUGGAGAGACCUUGGCACCGGCUGGGAAUCCUUGCAGAAGAUGCACCUGCAAGGACGGAGUCAUCACAUGCAGGGACCCCAUCUGCGACUGCAGUGCCCCGGGGAGUCACAGGGACAAGUGCUGCCCGCAGUGCGAUCCGGCAGCCUCGUGCAGGCACCAGGAACUCCAUCACCUAGUCUUCAGGAGCGGUGAACGAUGGAUUUAUCAGUGUCAGACUUGCGAAUGCCUGUACGGUGAGAUAGACUGCUGGCAGAUGGAGUGUCCACCGGUGAGCUGUUCGAACCCCGUGACGGAGGACGGAGACUGUUGUCCGCGUUGCGAGGACGAUCCCUGUGCGAGAGAGCUACCAGGAAACGGUACCUCUCUCUCGUUGCUGACUCGACCAAGGCCUUGCAGUUACUCCGGCAUCAUCCACGACAGUGGCAGCUCCUGGCAGGAUCCCCAUGACAAGUGCACCACGUGCGAGUGCAAGGUGCCGUACUGCGCCCAAUUGGUGAGCAAUAGCGCGUGUUGUGUGCAUCGGACGGGCAGCUAUGCUGUAGCUACGAUUACGGCUGCGCUGGCGAUCUGGGCAGCAACGAGCAGCAACGUCCUCCAGUCGUUGUUCCUGAGCCUGACGUACGCGGCCUAUCGAGCGCUGCGGGGUCACCGAUGGCUGACGGUGCACCGGAAGCAGCUCUAUCAGCGGUUACCGCUUCCAGCACAGCUGGUGCAACGAUCACCAGCAGCUACCUCCUGUCACCCUCGUCUUCUUCCUCGUCCGUCGGAAGCGGGUCCAGCGUGGCCAGGAAAACCCACCGGAGCCUGCAGGACAGCCUGCCAAAGCAGCCGAUGCAACGACAGAGGGACGACCCUCGCGUCGGAACGCAACGGCAACAAGUCGUGCCUACAGACAGGUACCAGCUGCUCCCCGGAGCAGCGACGGCGUCGUCGUCGACGCACGAACGCGUUGCACCCACCUCCGGCCAAGUCUCAAGCGCCUACGCUCGCGCCGCGACGGCAGCGUCCCAAAGCGACCAACCUCACCAACCAUCGAGGCAACGCGUCCUACUUCUCCCCUCCCUCGUCCUCCUCGUCACCGUCGUCUUCGCCGCCUAUCACGAUGCUGGUGCCCUCCGAGGACACCGUCUCGUUCACCAGCACCACCAGCGACAGCGACGCCGACGGACGUCAGACAUCCACCGGCCGCCAUCGGAGAAGCGACGACGGCGACACCAUGGCGCGGGACAGCGCCACCUGA
Molecule: messenger RNA, 3696 nt
Organism: Megachile rotundata (alfalfa leafcutting bee)
Lineage: Eukaryota; Metazoa; Arthropoda; Insecta; Hymenoptera; Megachilidae
Product: protein kinase C-binding protein NELL1
Molecular function (GO): calcium ion binding; protein binding; heparin binding
Source: RefSeq, a predicted model, not a curated record